This is a messenger RNA of Triticum turgidum subsp. durum (durum wheat), 3117 nucleotides long. The record is from the annotation of a GenBank genome assembly. Lineage: Eukaryota; Viridiplantae; Streptophyta; Magnoliopsida; Poales; Poaceae.
AUGAGUAGUCAUCCUGAGGUGUGGGAGGUCCGUGUGAAAGAUGUUGACGAAGCCAGAGAGAGAAUAUUAUUUGAUAUUCGGUACAUGCGUUACAAGGUCAUUUAUUUUGAUGGUUGGAAUGGAUUUGGAGCAUCCGCUGUUCUUAGAUCCACAGCUGCAGUGCUUUCAUCUAGGAGAACCACUCCGGAACUGUGCUUUGACAAAAUAAUUUAUAUUGAUUGCUCAGAGUGGAAAAACAGAAGAGGAGUGCAGAGGGCAAUUGCAAAGGAACUGCAACUUGAUCGCUCUGUAAUGGCUAUUCUUGAUAAGCAAGAUGAAGAUGAUUAUUUUUUGGGACAUGAUGAAAGCCUGAGGCAUGAGAUAGAUAGUGUUAGUCAAGUGAUUGAUCAAACCCUAAGGGGUAUCAAAUUUAUUAUGAUUUUCCUUAAUGGGAGUGAUGACGAGGUUGAUGUGGGUCUCAUGGGUGUUCCUCUUGCAAGAUAUGGCAACAACAUGCUGAUAUGGACCUUCAGCAGAAGCUAUCUGACCAUGCAUCGGGACCGUUCCGAGGUAGCAAAAAAGCUAAGAUAUACUCAAAUUUUCCAUCUUUCUUUUAUCGAAGAAUUGAAGGCCUCACAGUUUCAUGGAGUGCUACAUCAACAAGCUGCUACCAUAGUUGCUCGCAACCCAUGUAUGCUGGACAUUGACCCAGCAAUUAUUGUAGAUUGUUGUCUCUAUGAUUUAUUCCUGCACAAUAAUUUUCACACCGUCACUAAAUUUCAUUGGGUUUCUCAUGCUUCCAACUAUUGGAUAUGUGAUGCAACCAUACAAGGGGACAGAGCAAGGGAUAUUAGUGAUGCAUUGCAUCGAGAGAUAAAUUGGAAGUUUGAUGCUUCUCUGCAUGAUCAUAUUCUUAAAAUAAUGUUCACACAUUCAGAGUCUCCUUUUCUGGUAAUUAAAGACGAUGAUGUCUAUGAAGAAGGCCCAUACCGUUGGAUUUCAGUCGUGUCAAGAGAUGCAGAAGUACAUGGUAUGAAAGCAAUACCUGCAGAGGCAUCAUCUUUCUUCUUGGCAUUUGAAAUACCCAAUCACCCACAAGCUUUACCAGAUGGAUUUUUUGAUCAUUGCAGCAAGCUUGGUGUGUUGAUUCUCUAUUGUUGUGCCUUCAAUUUUGCCUCACCUUGUUUCUUGAAGUGUCAUGGUCUAAGAUUCCUUGGACUGGACCACUGUACAGAUGACAAAACAAUUGAAGGAGAUCAUAAUACAGAGUGGUUAUAUUUGUAUAGCCUAUGGGUGCUGGACCUACGUUACACAAACUGGAAUCAAAUCUUAUCCGAAGAAAAGAUGGAUCUCAUGACUAACAUCAGGGAGCUAAAUAUAGAGGGAGUCAUGGGCUGGCAGUACAUAGCUUGCCUACAGGGGCGGUUACCUAACCUCCGGAGGCUCCGAAUAAUCAAACCAACAUGUCAAUGGGAGACAUCAGAGGCUAUCGAUGACUACUUCAUAGAUAAGAAAAGUAUGGAAAUACUUGACUUGUCAGGCAAUUGUGACAUGAAAUUUCUUCCGACAAACCUAUCAGAGGCAAGUAGCCUCCGGUUGCUUGUACUUGAUGGUUGUGAUGAAUUGGAAAGUGUUGGUGGGCUUCCUCCCACCCUUGAAUCUGUCAGGUUUAAUGGAUAUGGGUCAGCUUCUCAAUGGACGCAAACUGUUGAGCUAUCUCCAAAACAAUUUUGUCCAUCCAGCACAACACAUAAUAAGUAUGUCAGAGUAUCCAAGAUCUCCUUAGCAGGCUGCACACAAUUGGAGCAUUUGUUCUUGUGUUGGCUACCCAACCUAGUGGAAUUGGACCUCUCUGGAACAUCAAUCAAGAUACUUGACUUCAAGACUAUGGUGGUGCAAAUCCCAAGGCUCAAGCGAUUGUUUCUAAUAGGAUGCAAGCACCUUUGUGCAAUAAACUUUUUGCACGAGAGUGUUUCUUACCUGGAGUUGAUAUGCGUAGACACGCGAGCUGGAAUCGUGUGUCCUCGGCCAUCCAUUGGAAAAAACAAACCUUCCCGGUUACAGGUGCAUGCUGUUGUUGUGGACGCGAGGCUUGCUGGCUCCUUGCAGAAUUUGAUCGUUAAUUAUAUACAAUAUAUUGUUCAUUUUAAUAUCCAUGUCACAUCCUCACCUGUGUAUGAUGGAGUUGUUCAGUUUGAAGCAACCAGCAAGGAUAUGAUUGGCCCCAGUGAUCAAGAGAGCAAGCAGCUUAUUCCAGCAGGCUGGUACAGUGAUGUCCUUGGCAUGGUUGGCGCUGCCUCACCCCUAAUGCAGACCUUUCCACAGCCUCCUACUAUAAAGUUGGAUCGACAUGUAGAGAUUGCUCAAGGGAGCUUCUAUGUUGAGAGGGAGCUUCAAGAAGCACUAGGCGAAUUGAUGAUAAGAUCAGAAUCCUUGCAUGUGCAUGAUGUCUCAGUACGUGCUAUUACGCCUCAAGGACGUCUAUGGCGCAAGCUUAGGUGGUGCUGCGUGGAGAGGUGCCCCAAAGUGGACAUCGUCUUCCCUCGGCAGGAAUUUACUGCAUUGGAGACCUUGUGGGUGUCUGACCUCCUAAUGGCCCGCUCGAUUUCGAGUAAAGGUUCACGCACUGGUUAUUAUAGCGAAAUCAUCUCCUUCGGAAAUUUACGGCACCUUCAGCUGCGUUCAUGCCCGAGCCUCCAGUUUGUGCUCCCGCUGCGGGUCCCCUCCAUCCCCAUCUUGGAGACCCUCCACAUCAUCCACUGUGGCGACCUCAGCCACAUCUUCAUACUGAACGAAAAGUACCCUAAAGAAAUAACUACCCGCGGUGUACAAUUCCCAAAGCUGACAACCAUCCACCUGCACGACCUCCCGAAGCUGCAGAACAUAUGCGAGGUCAAGAUGGUGGCCCCUGCGCUCAAGAGCAUCAAGAUCAGGGGAUGCUGGAGCCUGCGCCGGCUGCCAUCCGUGGGUGCCCGUGGCCAAGGCGAGAAGAAGCCAGCCAUCGAGAUUGAGAAGGACGUGUGGGACGCUCUGGAGUGGGACGCCGGCCAUCGCCCCGAGCACCUCGAGCCGCCGGUCUUCUCGCGCUACUACAAGGAGAAGCUGCCCAGGGUCUCCGUCCUCAGGUAUGUCGCCUAG